GGAAAUCACUGUGUUUACUGGUACUGCUAUUCCACGUUAGCUUUAGUGUCUUUCCAUGCGAGGAGUGUGGACUCAAUACCGAGGAGUUAUCGUGCCAUUUGGUGACUUUUGUGUGUCUUUACGGUGUCGUUCCCGACAUCCCUUUCUCAAAUGUGAUGGUUUUGCGGGGGGCAGAAGACGUAGAAGUGUAGCAAUGACAAGCAGGCUAACGUAGCACUGUGACGGCUAACUUCUCUGCUCGGCCACAACAGCAGCUGCGGUCAUGGGAGCGGAGAGCAGCGCAGUGCGGAGCUGCACGCUGGAGGAGCCGCUGCUGACUCUGCCCUUCGGUCUCACCAUGCACCCCGCGGUGCUCCAGGACGGAAGGGCUGCCUCUGUAUUUGUGCACCAACGAGGCAACGAAGACAAAGUCAACAAAGCUGCCAAGCACCUGAAAACCUUGAGGCAUCCUUGCCUGCUGCGUUUCCUCUCCUGCUCGGUGCAGGACGGAGGCAUCCACCUGGUGACGGAGCGAGUGCAGCCUCUGGAGCUGCUGUUGGACAGUCUGUCCCCUGAGGAAAUCUGUGCAGGGAUCUACGACCUUUUGCAGGCCCUUGUCUUUCUACACGAGAGGGGCAAGUCAAGCCACAACAAUAUCUGCAUUACCUCUGUGUUUGUCAGUGAAGAUGGACACUGGAAACUGGGAGGCAUGGAGACUGUGUGUAAAUUUUCUGAAGCUACUCCUGAGUUUCUUAAAAGCAUCCAGAACGUCAGAGAGGCCAGCUGUGUUCCUCCUGAAGAGCAGGUCGAAGGCUUUAAAAUGCUUCCAGACAAACAUGCGCACGCUCGAGACAGUUACUCCUUCGGGGUAGUGAUCGAGACACUGGUUCCUCUGCUAAAUGGCUACGUCUCGGAGGAGCUGUCUGACAGUCUGACAAAGACCCUCCAGUCUGGCCUGCUGAACUCUGACCCCUUGUCUCGCCCUCCGCUCAGUUUGCUGCUGACUCAUGACUUUUUCAGGAACGACUUUCUGGAAGUGAUUAACUUUCUCAAGAGCCUCACCUUGAAGACGGAGGAGGAGAAAAACGAGUUCUUCAAGUUCCUUCUAGACAGAGUCCAGAAUCUGCCUGAAGAGCUCAUCGCUGCACGUCUAGUUCCUAAACUCCUCAACACUCUGGUGUUUGCUGAGCCCAUGGCAGUGAAAAGCUUUCUGCCUCAUCUUCUCCAACCAAAGAAGGAUUGCCGUGGCAGCGAGGAAUGUCUGCUGUCUGUCUCUCUUUAUCGCAAACACGUGGUCCCGCAACUCCUCAAGCUCUUCAAAGUCAAUGAGGAACAUGUGCGAAUGGUGCUACUGGCUCACAUCCAUGUCUUCGCCGAGUUCUUCUCUCACGAGGAACUGAAAGCUCAAAUCCUACCGCAGAUUUUGCUCGGGAUGCGAGACACUAGUGAUUCACUUGUGGCCAUGACCCUGCAAAGUUUAGCUGUGUUGGUGCCGGUACUGGGAGCUCAAGUUGUUGUUGGAGGAGAGAGAACCAAGGUCUUCAAACGCACCACACCAAACUUCAGUAAAUCUACUGAGGCCUCACCUGAAACAUCGCCAGUCCAUGUGGUGAGGAGCUCCUGUCCUCAGAUGGUGCAGCCUCCAAAGGUUCUAAAUGUAACGCCCAGGAGCGCAGUGGGAGGAGACUUGGUUCUUGCCAACAUGAACAGUUUAGUGGAGGGAAGGAAGAUCACGAGGGACGAGCCACUGCCGCCCACAUCAGCUCUCAAAGAACAUGCGUCAUUUUCUGUGAACCAUUACAAUGCUGACCCUGAGAGGGAGCGGUCAAAUGUUCCUGUGGAGGACUGGCCAGACUGGAGUGACCAGGAAGAGGCAGAAACCAGAGCCAGCCAGCCAGUCCAGAUCCAUAUUGAAAAUUCCUCUGAUUCCGUUGACCCACUCUGCAGCAGACUGUCGGCCCCGGGGCAGAACAUUGAGGAGGAGCCGUGGGACGAUUUUGAGGAACCGACCUCUGACCUGUCUCCCACCGCACCAUACUCCGACCCAGCUACUCUUGCACCCACAGGGGGCGCCACUGUGAAACAAGCCACCGCACCCUUGAGACUGGAAUCUUCUAAGCCACUAAAACAGAGCUCAGGGCCGCUCCAAUCACAGAGCAUAUCCACCCCAUCUUCAUGGGCACGAGAGGACUCUGAGAAGUCAAAGCCUGCUGUGACUCAUAAACAUGAAGGUCUGGGUGAAGAGUUCACCAUCAAAAUAAAGAGAAAAGCCGUGCAGGACCCCGAGCUGGAUCUCUUUGCCGACAUGGUGCCGGACAUCAAGUUGUCAUCUCCACCUCUUCUCCAGCUCGUAGAAGGCAGCACAAGAGGGGAAGGACAACCAACAACCUCAGAGACAACAAUGAAUGCUGUAGCACUCACUGCCAAGUUCGCCGCCACCAGUAUAACAGAAGCUGAGGGAGAUGGCUGGGGAGGUGAAGACCUGAACUGGGAGGAUGAGAGCGUCUGGUGACGGAGCCACUAGAGCCGAAUGACUUUCGUUCUUUCUCUUGCUGCAUUUUAUCUGGAGAAGGAAAAGAGCUAGUUAUUGUUCAUAUUUUAAUAUGAAGCCUUUUUUUGUUUUGUUUUUUUGCUAACCAACUGGUCUAUCACAGAAGAGUUCAGGUUCUUUUGGUGCCAAAAUCACUGCUGGUGUGAAGGUCCAUAUUUAUUCUUCAUUUUAUGUACAUGAGGUUUGCACUUGAAAUGAAUGUGUAAAGUGAAAGAGGUAAUUUAUUAGAAGAAAUAAAGAUUUUAUGGUACAA
Synchiropus splendidus (mandarinfish) is the source of this 2783-nucleotide messenger RNA. It is a transcript of the gene scyl3, whose product is annotated as SCY1-like, kinase-like 3. Gene Ontology annotation, biological process: protein phosphorylation. NCBI's taxonomy places the organism in Eukaryota, Metazoa, Chordata, Actinopteri, Syngnathiformes, Callionymidae. The transcript is spliced from 14 exons. The record is from RefSeq and is a predicted model, not a curated record. Gene Ontology annotation, molecular function: protein kinase activity; ATP binding. Bases 263 to 2491 code for a protein of 742 amino acids.